This is a messenger RNA of Aureobasidium melanogenum CBS 110374, 1218 nucleotides long. RefSeq names its product aspartic endopeptidase Pep1. The transcript has a single exon. Lineage: Eukaryota; Fungi; Ascomycota; Dothideomycetes; Dothideales; Saccotheciaceae. Gene Ontology annotation, biological process: proteolysis. The coding region runs from base 1 to 1218 and encodes 405 amino acids. The record is from RefSeq and is a predicted model, not a curated record. Gene Ontology annotation, molecular function: aspartic-type endopeptidase activity.
AUGCACUUUCCUCAGAUCUUCAUUGCUUCAACGGCACUAUACAGCUUGGCUCUGGCCCAGCCUGUGACAUUGAUCGACGACAUCAAAGGAAAAGCCACUUUCACCCUCAAUCAGAUCCUCAACACUAACGUAACAGCCAAACCUCCUGCCCAAAAGCUCCUAAAUGUAUACGCAAAGUAUGCAAAAGCAGGAGCAUCAGCACCAACCGCUGUCAGAAAAGCAGCAGCUUUAGCAAUGGCAUCAGGCUCAGUCGCCAACAAGCCAGAACCCAGCGAUACCAUGUAUCUCUGCCCUGUCACUGUGGGAGGCAAGACCUUGAACCUGGACUUUGAUACCGGCAGCUCAGAUCUCUGGGUCUACUCGAGCUUGCAGCCUUCCGCUCAACGCUCUGGACACGACUACUACAGCCCUAACAACGCAAACAUCAUGUCCGGCCAGUCUUGGAAUAUCGUCUACGGCGACGGCACAGGCGCAAGCGGUAAAGUCUACGCCGACAAAGUGGUCGUCGGCAGCGUAACCGCAACCUCUCAAGCAGUGGAGGCCGCAACCUCCGUCUCCUCAGGCCUGACCUCGCAACAAGACAGCGAUGGCAUCCUGGGCCUAGCAAUGAGUUCCCUGAACACCGUGUCUCCAAACAAACAAACCACUUUCUUCGAUACCGUGCGUCCUCACCUGGCCAAACAAGUCUUUACCGCAGACUUGAGACACGGCGCACCGGGCAGCUACGGCUUUGGCUAUAUCGACAGUACAAAGUAUACAGGCAGCAUCACCUACGUAAACCUAAACUCCAACAAUGGAUUCUGGCAAUUUAACGCUGGAGGCUACGCAAUCGGCAGCGGUGCCAAAGUUUCAAAGACCAUCUCUUGCGUCGCUGACACCGGUACCACUUUGAUGCUCUUGCCUUCCGACGUCGUCUCUGCCUACUACGCUCAAGUCAAAGGCGCAACCUACUCCUCCUACGAAAGCGCCUGGAUUUUUCCCUGCAAUGCCGCCAUGCCAACUUUCAACGCCGUCAUCGGAGGCAACAAGUUUGCAGUCCCUGGCUCCUACAUCAACUUUGCAAACCUAGGCAACAACUGGUGUUAUGGAGGUAUGCAGAACGAUACUGGAAUUGGUUUCUGCAUCUUGGGAGAUAUAUUCAUGAAAAGCCAGUUUGUGGUCUUCUCGCAAAUGUCGUCCACACCGCAGUUGGGCUUUGCUGCUAAGAAUCUGUCAUGA